Molecule: messenger RNA, 1279 nt
Organism: Vitis riparia (riverbank grape)
Lineage: Eukaryota; Viridiplantae; Streptophyta; Magnoliopsida; Vitales; Vitaceae
Product: thiamine phosphate phosphatase-like protein
Exons: 4
Coding region: 106-909 (267 amino acids)
Molecular function (GO): phosphatase activity
Source: RefSeq, a predicted model, not a curated record
UGGACUUAACUCGUACAAUCUCUUCCGGUCCAAUUGAAAAGAAUCAAAAGAUCCUUUGAAGUAACGGCGUGGCUGCGGCUGGAAAAUCAUCUCCGGUUGUGAAAAAUGACCGGAAUAGUGGUGCUGUUCGACUUCGAUCGGACGAUAAUUGACGGCGACAGCGACAAAUGGGUGGUAGUGGAGAUGGGUCUGACCCAAUCGUUCCAGCAGUUGCGCUCCAUCUUGCCUUGGAACACUCUCAUGGAUAGGAUGUUGCACGAGCUGCACUCACAGGGGAGAACAAUUGAGGAAAUUGAGGAGUGUUUGAAAAGGGUCGCAAUAAAUCCAAGAAUCGCGGCGGCCAUUAAAGCAGCCCAUGAUUUUGGAUGUGAUUUAAAGGUAGUUAGCGAUGCCAAUAACUUCUAUAUUGAGACAAUCUUGAAACAUCAUGGGUUAUCAGGAUUUUUUUCGGAAAUUUACACAAAUCCAACCUCUGUGGAUGAAGUAGGAAGGCUAAGGAUCUUCCCUUACCGUGAUUUCACAUUAGCUCCUCAUGGUUGCAGUCUAUGCCCUUAUAACAUGUGCAAGGGUCUUGUGAUUGAGCAGAUACGUGCUGCUGCUUCUGAAAACGGGAAGAAAAGAUUCAUCUAUGUUGGAGAUGGGAAAGGUGACUUCUGCCCAAGUUUGAAGCUGGGACAUGGAGACUAUGUGAUGCCAAGGAAAAAUUAUCCUCUAUGGAAUCUCAUUUGCGGUGACCCCAUGCUCAUCAAGGCACAAGUCCUUGAAUGGAGUGAUGGAGAGGAGCUGGAGAAGGUGCUACUCCACCUUAUCGACACAAUCUCCAUUGAAGAGAACAUCAGCAAUGGGACUUCUACUCAAUCUAAAUCAUCCCAAUCACAAGUUUCAGAGAAUGCAGGGUCCCACCCAUGAAGCAAAUCAUCAAACACCCCCUAAUCCUCGCUAGCGACUCAUCUAGAGAUGGUCUGACUGCGUCAACUGUCAAGUGAUGAUCAAAACAACAAAUACAGAUAAGCCUUUCUGGUUUGGGAACCUGUUUCAGGAAUUUGCUCUACCCAGCUUACAGGUUGUUGGGUAUGCCCACGUGGUCAAAAGUAAGCCACAUUGUCAAUUCUGUAUCAUUGUUCCUGGGUCAUCUAAGUGGUAGGUGUACUUGUAUUUUUUGUCACAGACAGAAUUCAAAAUGGUAUGCAACUCUGAGGGCCAUUCAUGUUGUGACAUUUCAUAUUUUUAGGUUUUGCUGACACUUUUACUAAGAUAUACUUGGAAAAGUUUUUGGGAA